CACCAAACGUGGCAACACUGACUAACAUAACCAAGAAGCACGUUUCUGUUGUCACUGAUAAAGUCGUCGAAUUAUCAUCAAGAUGUACUUAAUGUAUUAUUUGGACAAAGACGGGAACCGAGUUUACACCUUGAACAAAAAUGACCCUUUCGGAAAACCAACACUUUCAGCCCAUCCAGCACGUUUUUCACCUGAGGAUAAGUAUUCUCGUGAAAGAAUCACCAUCAAGAAGCGUUUCGGGUUGUUAAUGACCCAACAACCAGAACCGGUUUACUAAGAAGGCUAAUAAUUUGAUGUAAAUAAUAAUUUAACUACAAAAUUAAUAAAAAUUUUUGCUUCAGCUUGA
Molecule: messenger RNA, 346 nt
Organism: Tribolium madens (black flour beetle)
Lineage: Eukaryota; Metazoa; Arthropoda; Insecta; Coleoptera; Tenebrionidae
Product: H/ACA ribonucleoprotein complex subunit 3
Exons: 4
Coding region: 83-277 (64 amino acids)
Biological process (GO): positive regulation of telomerase RNA localization to Cajal body; rRNA pseudouridine synthesis; ribosome biogenesis
Cellular component (GO): box H/ACA snoRNP complex; box H/ACA telomerase RNP complex
Molecular function (GO): box H/ACA snoRNA binding; telomerase RNA binding
Source: RefSeq, a predicted model, not a curated record